Molecule: messenger RNA, 1434 nt
Organism: Papilio xuthus (Asian swallowtail)
Lineage: Eukaryota; Metazoa; Arthropoda; Insecta; Lepidoptera; Papilionidae
Product: protein SMG7
Exons: 10
Coding region: 130-1434 (434 amino acids)
Biological process (GO): nuclear-transcribed mRNA catabolic process, nonsense-mediated decay
Cellular component (GO): telomerase holoenzyme complex
Molecular function (GO): telomeric repeat DNA binding; telomerase RNA binding; protein binding
Source: RefSeq, a predicted model, not a curated record
UAUAGUUUUAUUUUCCUGUGCAUGGAUUUCGAUUGUUUUUAGAAUUUUUUCCUUUCACUAUUAGGUUUUGUUACUUUGAAUCUUUUCCUAAUGCUAUGACAAACAUUGAGGCUUUAAGCCUCUAUCAAAAUGGUUUUAAACGCCGCUGUACAAAUGUUGAGAGAGGCUGAUGAAUUAAAACAGAAGAUUUUAAAAUUUAGUAGUGGAACGUCAAUGCUCCAAGAUCGCAGCCUUUGGACAACACAACAACAAUUGCAAAAUGUUUAUCAAAAAAUUUUAAUGCUAGACUUAGAUUAUGCCUUGGAUAAGAAAGUUGAGCAAGAUCUCUGGAAUGUUGGUUUUAAACAACAGAUUGAAGCAUUACAAUCUAUAUCAAAAGACAGAAAGAAUCCCCUUCGCAGUGAAGGCCAGGCAAUGCUGUCAUGGGUCUUACAAGCUGCAGCUGGUUUCUACCUCUGUCUACUCCAUCAGAUUUGUGCAACUUUUAAACUGGAUUUACCAUUUAGAAGACGUGCAUCAUUACUCGGGUCUGUAGAAGCAUGGGGCCCGGGUGCAUCUGCAGCGCCUGCAGCCGCGCGCUAUGCAAGUCAGCACUGCCUUGUACACCUCGGGGAUUUGGCUCGCUACCGUCAGCAGUUACGUGUCGCACAUACGUUCUAUCGACAUGCGCUCGCCGUGUCCCCACAUUCUGGUCAGCCAUAUAACCAACUUGCAUUGGUAGCCUGGCGUCGCGGGAGACGACUGGCUGCUGUGUAUUGGCAUGUGCGGUCAUUACUCGUAAGAGCACCCUUCCCGCCCGCGCCUGUUAAUUUAGCGCGAACUCUUGAGGCUGCUAGCCGCGAUAUGAAGGAAGGACCACCGCUGCCCGUGCUGCCAGGGCUCACCAACAAUGUGUCCCACAUACCUGAAAGCAGGACAGAGAGAUUGGAUGCACACUCUUAUGUCACUGAGCUCAUCCGAGCUAUUAACUACAUUCACACUGUUGAACAAUUAGAUGCGGCAACAACUCUAGUGAAUACUUUGAAUACAUCACUAACACCUCUGAUCGCAACUGACAGCUUUGAGUCUAUGACUCUUGUAAAGAUGUCGUGUGUGCUGAUCUGGCUGGUGCAGUCAUCGAGCGAGGAUCUGAGCUCGGAGAGUGCGUUGAGUGAGGACGAGGCGGUUGCGGCGCGGCUGGCAGCCUCGCUGGCCGCCAACGCCAUGCUGGCCUUGCUGCUGCCCGCCUACACAUCGCCUGAGCCACCCAAGAAGGCACUGCCAGCUUUAAAGGUGUGGCUGCAGUGGGCGGCGGCUGGAAGUCCUUCGAGUAUCGCGGCCUCGUGCUUCAGCAGCGAGCCCGAGCUGGAGGACAAGGUGCGCGCACACAGGCUCGUCGCACUCGGCAAACAGCUCGCCGAGCAGCACGCCGAACAUUUUACAUGCGAAACGUAA